AUGAAGUUGGAGAUGUUUGCGCCCCGCACUGCACCCGGGGACCCGCCCGGGAGAGAGCUGGAGGAGAUCCCCGGAGGUGGUGACACUCCGUGGCCACUGUCUGCCGCCGGGGACGACUCGCUGGGCUCCGACGGGGACUGUGCAGCCAACAGCCCAGCGGAGCGCGCUGGAGAGCCGGCGCGCGGUGGAGACGGCGGAGAACGGGACGCAGGCGGCGAUCCAGCAGCGCAGGAGGCGGCGGAGACGGAGGGGACCGUGGAGACGCGCGCGGCGGGACCUGGUGGCGCUGGGAGCGCGGGGUCUGGCGAAGGCGCGCGGGGCAAACCCUACACGCGGCGCCCCAAACCCCCGUAUUCGUACAUCGCGCUCAUCGCCAUGGCCAUCCGCGACUCGGCGGGGGGCCGGCUGACCCUGGCCGAGAUCAACGAGUACCUCAUGGGCAAGUUCCCCUUUUUCCGAGGCAGCUACACGGGCUGGCGCAACUCGGUGCGCCAUAACCUGUCGCUCAACGAUUGCUUCGUCAAGGUGCUGCGCGACCCCUCGAGACCCUGGGGCAAGGACAACUACUGGAUGCUGAACCCCAACAGCGAGUACACCUUCGCCGACGGGGUCUUCAGGCGCCGGCGCAAGCGGCUCAGCCAUCCCCAUCACCCACCACCACAACUCCGGGCAUCGGUGGAGACCUCCGAAGAGCCUCCCGCGAGGGUGCCAGGCGCUGCGCUCCAGCCGCCCUCCGCUGCCCCAGCUUCUCCAUCACCCCGCGCGCGCUCCCCCGUGCGCCCCGACGGCAGUGCCAGCCCCGCUGGCAAGUUCUCCAGCUCCUUUGCCAUCGACAGCAUCCUCAGCAAGCCGUUCCGUAGCCGCCCAGAGCCUCCCUGGCGCGCCUCAACGCUGCCCGCCUACCCCGCGCUGCUCCCCGGCUCCGCGCUGCUCCCUCUGUGCGCCUAUGGAGCAGCCGAGCCUGCGCUCCUGGGCGCGCGGACCCCCGACGCGCAGCCUCUGCUAUUCGCGCCCCUCGGUGCUGCUCCGGCUCGGACCCCGGCCUCGGCCCCGGCUAAGCCCUUCCGAGACCCAGCCAGCGGUGGAGGCGGCGGUGGCGCGCACCUGUACUGCCCCUUUCGGUUGCCCGCUGCCCUGCAGGCCACGACAGCCACCUCGGGGCCCGGCCCGCACCUGUCCUACCCGGUGGAGACGCUCCUGGCCUGACGGUGCCACCGCUGG
This is a messenger RNA of Suncus etruscus (white-toothed pygmy shrew), 1221 nucleotides long. RefSeq names its product forkhead box Q1 (gene FOXQ1). The transcript is spliced from 2 exons. The coding region runs from base 1 to 1206 and encodes 401 amino acids. The record is from RefSeq and is a predicted model, not a curated record. NCBI's taxonomy places the organism in Eukaryota, Metazoa, Chordata, Mammalia, Eulipotyphla, Soricidae. Gene Ontology annotation, molecular function: DNA-binding transcription factor activity, RNA polymerase II-specific; RNA polymerase II cis-regulatory region sequence-specific DNA binding. Gene Ontology annotation, biological process: cell differentiation; regulation of transcription by RNA polymerase II; anatomical structure morphogenesis.